UCACCUCAAGACCCGCCCUGACAAAAAUGUGCUUCUUAUCCCUGCUGAGCACGUGCUUCGCAUGACGGAGUGGACUCGACCUGCUCAAGACGCUCCGGCUGCUGGGGAUCACAGUGCUUUUGCUUUCAGCAAAUAGGAUGCAAAUUCAUAUGGGAACCAGGAUUAAUAUCUCGGGAGGCGUGGCUUGGCUCCUGUCAUCACUUCCAGGUGUGUGAGCCCCACCUAUAGUCUCAGGGAGGGACUCCGAGAGAGCAGGAGGCGUCUGGAAGGAGAGGAUGAGCGGGGCUGCAGGUUUCUGAGCUUCGCUGGCGUCGAUGCAAAGGGGGGGAAAACGAUCCUGUUCAGACCUCAACUCGUCCUCUUCAUGUUACUUCAAUAUCGCCAAGACAUGGGCUCACCAUCAGGAUAGGAGGUGCCAAAUACCAACUGCCAACAAGUGAGCCGACACGAGCCAAGACUUCUGAAAGUGAAAUCUGCACCUCGACGUGUUUGUUCUCAAAUCCCACAGAGUGAGGGAGCAAAGACUUGCUGCAUCAGAAGACUUUUUUUCUUUUUGUUGUGGAAAGGACUGAAUCAUCAUGUGGACCACCAAAGUCAAAAUGGCCUUUGAAUUCAAGAACUUCUUCAUGCCCCUCCUCUUCUUCUUCUAUGCGCCUCUCACCUGCCUGUGCCAGUCAACCAACAGCAGUUCAGUCACGCCGACCGCUCCCUCGAACGACUCUCUGUUUGGCGUGAGAGGCUGCGGCCCAGGGCUGCACCCCAUGUACCGGUACCUGUGCGACCGCCGGGCGGUGUGGGGCAUCGUGUUGGAGACUCUGGCCACCGCCGGCUUCCUGCUGAGCAUCGCGUUGCUCUUCGGGCUGCUGCUGUGGUCCCUGUGCAUAUGCGUCGCCACCCGGAACCAGCGCAACAGCAUCGGCGGCGUGGUGACCUCCAUGGCCAUGUUUCUGCUGGCCACCGCCGGGAUCUUCGCCCUCACCUUCGCCUUCAUCAUCCGCCUCACCUCUCAGACCUGCCCCACCAGGCUCUUCCUCUUCGGCGUGCUCUUCGCCCUGGCCUUCUCCUGCCUGCUGGCCCGCAGCCUGGCUCUGCUGGGCUUCGCGGCCGCCCGGGGCUGGGGGGAGCCCGCCAUGGCCCUGGGGCUCUUUGUAGUGCAGGUCAUCAUCGCGACUCAGUGGCUGAUCGUCGUGUUGGUCCGAGAUAAGAAGCCCUGCGAGUACAGCCAGAAGGAGUUCGUCAUGCUGCUGAUCUACGUGAUGUGCAUCCUGGCCGUCGGCUUGAUCCUGUCGCUGCACUACAUGUGCCGAUCCUGCUGCACGUACAGCUACAGCUACACGGCACCCUCCAACCACCUGGGGAAGACGCACGGCGGACUGCUCGUCUUCACGCUCCUGCUCUCUGUCUGCAUAUGGGUGGUCUGGAUCACCAUGCUCGUCAAGGGAAACCCGGACUUGGACCGAAGGCCGAAAUGGGACGACCCGGUGCUCAGCAUCGCCUUGGUAGCCAAUGGCUGGGUGCUCCUGUUGGGCCACGGGCUGUCCCAGGUCGCCUUGUUCUGCAGGGGGGAGGCCUUAUCCAAAGAUCUCCCUCUGAGCUUCGCAGGCUGGACCAGCCCCAGCGCCGACAUCCCGGGACUCGCCAGCCCCAAGGAAGGCAGGGAAAACGGGAGCUAUGAGAAUGACGGCUCGAGACCCGACCAGGCACUGCGCUCCCCCUACGAGUCUGAAUUCUCCAUGCGGGAAAUCGACACUGCGAAGGACUACAGCAUUCCUCGCCCCAAGACCACCAACUACCAAGAGCCAUACGACGAGUAUUAUGGAGAUGAAUAGAAUCCCAAUUUGCGUUCACCGUAUGGCUUUUUCUGUGAGGACAUUCAGUCUGGAUCCUGCAGGGCUGCAGUCCUUCAUGACUCUGACAUCUCGCUGCUCAAACACACAUUGACCUUAACAAUGUCCCAUUCUGUAGAUUUAAAUGUUUGAGACAUUUAAAACAUACAGGAAAGUGUCACCUCGGGAUCAGGUCACCUCCAGCAAACACUAACCUUCUAAUUGAACCUGAUGCUGAGAUUAAAUCCUCAGGUGUUGGACAAUUCCAACAUUGUUCACCUCCAAAGUGUCAUAACUUCCAGUCCAUAUUCUCCCAGGACUUCGCAGUUUUGGAGCAAACCAACCUGAUCCUCUAUCCUAUAAUGUCCGUGUACUCGGCAUCGUUAAUGUUUAUAACAUACUGUUCUCUGUGCCUGUGUGUGGUUUCAUUAACAUCCGCAUCCACUAGUGGCCUAACAUGAAAACGUUUCCCAAACGUAGCCAAGAAAACACGAAAUGAAAACCCAAAAAUAAUGAGUUUUCAUUUAAAACAUUGGGGCAUCAACAGGGCCUUAGUCUUCAUACUCUAAUUGGAGAUGGAGCUCUCCAGUCUCAUGCAUGAUGUGAGAAACAAUAAGUUUCUGCUUUAAAGUGUAAGUCUUCAUGAAUAAAAAUGCAACCAAAAAAAAAAAAAAAUUCAACUGGUAAGACUCCCAUCAACCCCUACUGGAGGUAUGAAUCCGACAAGAACAUGUUACAAACAUAAAACAGCACAUUCUGAACAUUUCAUUGAUUGCUGAAAGCAUUUGAAAAAUUGCACUCAUGGA
Molecule: messenger RNA, 2632 nt
Organism: Salarias fasciatus (jewelled blenny)
Lineage: Eukaryota; Metazoa; Chordata; Actinopteri; Blenniiformes; Blenniidae
Product: G-protein coupled receptor family C group 5 member D
Exons: 4
Coding region: 579-1829 (416 amino acids)
Biological process (GO): G protein-coupled receptor signaling pathway
Cellular component (GO): intracellular membrane-bounded organelle; plasma membrane; extracellular exosome
Molecular function (GO): G protein-coupled receptor activity; protein kinase activator activity
Source: RefSeq, a predicted model, not a curated record